UUUUUUUUGUUUUGUUUCGUGAAAUUGAAUUUCUGGAGCAAAACCUCUCACUGCAAAGUCAAACGUUGGAACAUUUAAUUAGUGAUUCGACUGAUUAAAAAUAAUUAAAAGGUUUGAAAUUUAUUGCCGUUCUCUUCUGAGAAGUUUCACACUGAGAAAAGCUCAUCAAGCUAUUUUCUCUACAAUGAGCGAAACUAACUCGAACGCCGAACACGUUCCACCAAGUGAAGCAGGACAGCCUCAGCAGAUGAUACAAACUCAACAGACACAAACUCAAGAGACCCAGGUUCGACAGCAAGCAAUUCAGCAGAUUGUGACAUCCCAUCAGCAAAGCAGCUUAAACAACAAUGCUGGGACAUUUCGGUCAAGAAGUGUUGCUGGUGCUGAGCGGAACGCGGUGACGUUCCAAAUAGAUCAAGCAAUGUUCGUUUCCUUCCAACAACAGCAGUCAGCAGCCCCGCCACAGCGUAGCGGCCUCAGCAGCGGCAAUAAUAGAAACGGUAAUACUCGAUUCCAACCGCUACACCAUCCUCUUGAUCAGAGACGCAAUGAGCCACGACCAGGUAACAGUCGUCAACUUCAGCAACAAACACAAAGACAACGUUUGUGGCUGCAACCACAACAGCCGCGACAACAGCGGCAGCCGCAGCAGCAACAGCAGCAGCAACAACAACAGCAACAACAACAACAGCCGAGAGCUGAACCGAGCGGACCAACUUCACCGCCGCCGUUUGGUUACGACAACACAUUUGAAUCUGAGUUGGAUUCAAGAUUCUACUGUCCCAUCUGUCUAGCAGUUCUCAAAGAGGUCAUGCAAACAAAAUGUGGUCACAGAUUCUGCAAAAGUUGCCUUAAGCGGACAGAAAAUAGCCAUAAUAGAUCGUUACGAUGCCCUGUUGACAAGACCUUCCUGAGUAUGAACAACCCAAAAGAUGUAUUUCCUGAUAUUGCCACCGAUAGGGAGGUGAGGUCCCUCAGGGUCCACUGUAGCAAUCAGGCCAUCGGAUGUUCUUGGAAGGGAGAGCUAAACAAUUUUGAUAAACACGUGGAACAAUGUAUGAAAGACUCAAUUGCCUGCGUGUUCAACUGUGGCAUGACUUUUAACAGGACAGAGAUCGAGGCUCACCUACUGAAAUGUACCAAAAAAAAGGAGGCUUGCCCCCACUGUCAAGCCGAAAUGUUCUCUAUCGAGUUGGCCAAACACCAGCUGAUAAACUGUCCCAAGCUACCUGUUCAAUGUGUGCUGUGUGGGGAGACGAACCUAACGAGGGGAAGCUUGCAAGAACACAUGGAGACUGUUUGUCCGUCUGUUCAAGUUCAUUGCUCCCAUUCGUCUCUGGGUUGUAAUUUUAAAGACCAGCGUUCUCGGAUGCCCAUGCACUACACCGCUGAGAUUAACUACCACGGCCAUCUGGCUAGAGAAAAAUUUUCAGAACAUUCCAGAUGGUUGUGUAUACUGAAUGAUCAAUAUGUGGACUGCAGUAACAAAUUAGAUACUUUGGAGGAAAAAUUGCGUAACCUGGAAAGUAUGUGGAAUCAAAAUAAACUUUUGUCCCACGCUUGUUCGAAGUGGAACCCCAUGGAUAACGUCGGUCACGAUGGCAAGCUCUUCUGGAAAGUCUUCAUUCCGCAAAAAGGUCCCAAAGUAAUUACCAGUCCCCACUUCUUCAUUGGAUACAAUCCCGGAUACAGAUUCAUCGUCAAACUCUACUUUCCAAAUUCAAACGAGAACGCGCCCGUGAAGGCAGUCCUACUCUGCAAGCCCUCUCAACUGAACGAAUAUUCGCUCAAAUUUCCAAUCGAUGGUUUUUUAAAGAUUUCUCUCCCAUCCCAGACCGGCAGGUUGGUUGAGUUUUCGACGUCCCUUGAGUCACGGCUGGAGGAGGGCAGUAGCAGCAGAGAAGCCACGAACAAUCUAACCUUCAACAGCGCCGAUCUUUCUGGAGACAGAAGAACCAGCACAGUUUGCAAAAAAAAGACGAGACCACCUCCAGAAUAUCGUAAUGCUGCUAAUUCCGACCACUACUUAUUUGACUCUUCAGAUUCUUCCUCGUCGUCAUUUUUCAACGAUUCCUUUGGCACAAAUAGUCAAAAGAAUAAACCGAAAAAAAUUGACCGCAAGAUGCCUGCAAAAAAUUUUCACGUGAUGAAAUAUUUUGAAAAUUUGUACCCGCAUUAUUUAACAAAUUGUUCUGGUCAAUCUUUUCGGACUCCGCCAACACGAAGGGAAGAUCAACAGCAGCAGCAGCAGCAGCAGCAGCGAGAGUUGGCACCAUCAUCGGGUUAUCAAGCACAACAUCAAAUGGCCAAAAAGAAAGAUAGAGUAUGCGUUCAUUUGCUGACGAGAAAUGAAAUGCACGAGAAAUGUUUUGAAAUGGAGGGCCAAAUAUUCGUUCAUGUUGAAGUUAAAUUGUACUUUUGACUUUCUCAAGUAUUUGCGCGUGCGUGUAUGUGUGUGUGUGCGCUGACAGCAGUGUGUGUAACUGACAGCAAAAAAACGUUGUGUAGUUGUUGAUGCUGAACAAUUAAAUUAAAUUAUUUCUCUUCAAAACUGGUUACGGAUGAUAUAAAAUAGACAAUUUAGGAAUACAAAAAAAAUCAGUCAAAAAAUAGUUUGACGAAUAUGUGAUGAAUUUUAUUUAUACAAGAUGUUUUAUUUUAAUUAUUAUCGUCUUAAACUUUUUUCGUCUUUAUUUAUUUUUUAUAAAACCUUCUUCGUUUUUAAGCAAUGUUUUAACAAAGACAAAGACCCAAAAACUAGUUGACGCGUGUAUAUGCGUUUGUCUGUUAAGUAUUUGAUUUGAUAUUAUAUAAUAACCUCCCAUUGCUUUUUAUGUUUAUACGUUUCUAUGUACUUUCGUCUGUAUGAAUGGUUAACACUUUUA
This is a messenger RNA of Helobdella robusta, 2885 nucleotides long. RefSeq lists its product as hypothetical. NCBI's taxonomy places the organism in Eukaryota, Metazoa, Annelida, Clitellata, Rhynchobdellida, Glossiphoniidae. The record is from RefSeq and is a predicted model, not a curated record. Gene Ontology annotation, cellular component: cytoplasmic side of plasma membrane; plasma membrane signaling receptor complex. The transcript has 8 exons. Bases 185 to 2422 code for a protein of 745 amino acids. Gene Ontology annotation, molecular function: zinc ion binding; ubiquitin protein ligase binding; tumor necrosis factor receptor binding. Gene Ontology annotation, biological process: protein K63-linked ubiquitination; tumor necrosis factor-mediated signaling pathway; regulation of canonical NF-kappaB signal transduction.